AUUUGCCAAUAAGCUUUUUUAUUACCAGAUAUAACUAAUUUAUUGGCAGAUAUAGGUGAAUAAAGCAGUAGGAGGUACCCCUGCGGUCUUUAAACGGCCAUAUCCAUCUGAAGGCAUUUGACAAACAAUUCAUUCACGUCGGUCUAGUCUCUAAUAUCUGAUCAUCAAUCUAUCUUGAAUUUCUUGCGAUUUAUAGUUACUAAUCGCAGUAAUGGCUGAGAUUGUUUUCCUGAAAUCCAAGAAGCUCCGCGAGCUUGCUGAGCUGAUUUACGGCUGUGAACUCGAAAGCUUACAGGACCUCUACUUCAAAUCGGAAGAGGAACAAGUGAAAUACCUGAGAACAUGUAAAUCAAACAUGGAUGACGCGGAAAACCUGCUGCAUAAGUGUGGUAAAUUAGUGAAGAAGUAUGAGAAUGACAGCAUUCGGUCUCCGAUUGCGUCUCUCAUCCUUUCGUUCACCGAAACCAGCUUAAACAGUGCACUGCAGGUGGUGAGGAACUACACAUUGCGAAGAGACUAUCUCGACAAAGUUAUUGCGCAUGUCCACAACCUUAUCAAAGAGUUGGAUGAGUUGGACGCUGGCAGUGCCAAAGACGUCGCAGAUCUAACCAACCAAAUUCGACAUUACAACAAGGCUAUUAAGCAGUACGUCAGGAUGAGUGCGAAUAGUGAAGCAUCCAAAGAAUUCUCGUCCACCAUCUAUGAUGGCGGCAUCGACUUCCCAACUCUAGUGCAAACGUACCAGACAGCAUUGGGGUUUGGAGGAGAAUUCAAGCAUCUAAAAGACGAUCAAAAGCUACUGGUGUACGAUUCAAUAAUUGAGGCAUCUGGUCGUGGAAAAGUACUGGAUGAAGAAACCCUGAGGGCAAUUGGAAGUUAUCAAGGGGAUUCCCUUGAUAAAGCUUCCAUUGAUAUUAAAGAUAUUGCUGGCAAGGCCCAUCUCCUGUUCAAGGCAGCAAGCAUAGCAUGGGACAUAUAUACGGCGGAGAACCCCAUCAAAGAGGCGGCGCGUAGUGCAGUUGUUGAGGUAGCCAAAAAAGGCGGUGCAGUGCUGGGAGAUAUUGUGGGAGCUGCCGCAACAGCUGCCGUAGAUGGCGCUGCGGUAACUGAUGUGUUGGUGUGUGGGAUAGGAAUGGUGGCUGGGUUUGCUGCAUCUUUUAUUCUUGGGAUAGCCGCCGGUGCACUGUUCGAUUUGAUUUUCGGCUCCGGAGGCAGCGCACCCUUGCCUAGUGAUGGCCUUAUUUUUCAUGUGGCAAGCAUGCCUGAUGGCAUGGAAUUGGCAAGAAGAAUUGCCUGAAAGAUCAUCACUGGCCAUUUUACAUUAUUAUCUACCUUAAUACAUAUAUAUAUAUAUAUAUAUAAUCCUCAUCGCAUUACAAGAUAUUUUAUAAAAUUAAGAUAUAACGCAAAUGAUUAAUCUACCGUGAUUUAUUUGUAUUAUAUCCUUUUCUAUUAAAUUAUAAUAUCCUGAUGUCAUGAGGACUACAUAUAUCAAAUAAAUAAAAAUGGAUGUGCUCCUUAUAUAUAUAUAUAUAUAUUAUUUAUUUGCUAUUGUUUGUACGUUUUUAUUAGUGUUGUUUGUAAGACAAUUUUCCUUUCCUAUAUAUGGAAAUAUUGUAUGUUGUGGCUAUGUUUCAUCAAUA
Messenger RNA from Ziziphus jujuba (common jujube), 1643 nucleotides. RefSeq lists its product as uncharacterized. NCBI's taxonomy places the organism in Eukaryota, Viridiplantae, Streptophyta, Magnoliopsida, Rosales, Rhamnaceae. Bases 212 to 1297 code for a protein of 361 amino acids. The transcript has 3 exons. The record is from RefSeq and is a predicted model, not a curated record.